This is a messenger RNA of Rhinichthys klamathensis goyatoka, 1369 nucleotides long. RefSeq names its product regulator of G-protein signaling 9-binding protein. Bases 656 to 1369 code for a protein of 237 amino acids. Lineage: Eukaryota; Metazoa; Chordata; Actinopteri; Cypriniformes; Leuciscidae. The record is from RefSeq and is a predicted model, not a curated record. Gene Ontology annotation, cellular component: neuron projection. Gene Ontology annotation, biological process: G protein-coupled receptor signaling pathway. The transcript has 3 exons.
AUAAUUAUGACUAAGGAAUUAUGAGUGCCUAUUACAGCUUUGCUGUUUUGCUAACUGAAUGAACUAAUAUUCUUGUGUUGCUCAGGAGACUUAACCCAUGGGAGCGUACGUGUUGGAUCAAGCGACACACAGCUCUCAAACAAGCCCAAGUAAUCACAAGAGAGUCAAUAAAGGAUCCCCGUCUGUUCCUCCACAAUACAAUACACUCUCCCUGUGGACAAUUAACUUCACAGAAACCAUUGUGCACAGCACACACAUUAUCACACACACAUAUAUAUACACAGACAACCGCACAUAGAGAGUCAGUAUGCAUGGAUCUCUUGAUCUCAAAUCUUGUCCUCCCAAUGCUGUAUGUUUUUUUUUUCUGAAAAAGAAAGAUCUCUUGACAUAAUCUACAGCGCAAGGUAUUCUGGGAGCAUGGACUGCAAGGUUUGGGCCUAAUUUUAACAAGUGUCCCUGAAGACCGGCCUCUAUAAAAGCUUUGGAAAAAGUAAGGUGAGCAUACGAAUACAAGGAGGUUGGCAGAAGUGUCUCAAACGGAUGUAAUCGCACUGAAAAACAGGACUGUCAAAACAGCUUGCAAGUUUCAGAGGGCUAUGAAAUCACACGGAUAUCUUUGAGGCUCAGUUAACUGUUGGUCACAACACAAGUGGUAAUGAAUCGCUGGCGGCAGUCAGUGGUGGAGAUCCAAACCAGAAAGAGGCAGGUGAAUGAAAGUGAACGGGCACAUGCCGCCCUGAGUAAAGUGACAGCCUGCUUCCAGCAAAUGGCAACCUCCUUGGGGAGCAACAUUGACGGGAGCUUCCUUAGAGAGGAGCUGGAUGAAACCAGGAUAGUAGCUCAUAAAAUAUGCUCAGGGCUUCACCGGAGGCUGCUAGCUCUGCUGACAGAAAUGGAGCAAGGACAAGAGGACAAAGAACAGGUUGAACGACUUUGGGCGAUCUUCUUGUCCAGCUUGGAAAACUUCCAGCAGGACCUAAAGAAGGUCAGAGCCUUGCAAGAGAUAUUCCCCCUCACCCAGCGCAAAGAUCGACAAGCCCUUGUCAACACAGGUUAUGCAGGUGGAACUUCAGAAGUCGCAGCUCGAGCAGCGAUGGUGCAGACGCCAUGGUUAUCAAUAGAGGAGACGGAAAGACCAGACCUGAAGACCCACAUAAAGGAGAUUGACGUUCAGCUUGAAGAAAUGUUCCAGAGAGUUAACGUGCCACUGUGGUCUAUUGAACCCACACAAGAAGCUGAUGGUGGGCAAGAAGAGGAUGAAAGUUUGGAGGACAUGAUGGAAGUGGAGGUGGUGUCUCAAAAUAAUAUAUCAGGUUGUUGCCAGCACCACAACUGCAAAGUAGGCUGUCUACUAUGUCUACUCAGCUAA